AUGGCGUCAAGUUCUAAUAUACCACAGGAGGGAACCUUGGUUGAUGAUAAGCAGGAAGAGAAAGCAGGAAGUGCGAACACCGCAGAAAAUGAUCAUGAUAAAGAGGGUUCAGAUUCUGGGCCAGUGUGUACAGAACAGCAGAUACAGUCAAUACUUGCAGCUGCUGGCCAGGGAGUCGGAGAUGAUGAUGAGGAUGAUUUAAAAUCUUCAGAUGUAGAAAAAGUUGACUUCUGUGUGAUAUUCAAGAAAGAAAAAUAUGAUGUUUCUUUCCCUCUGAACCAGACGGUUAGUAAGCUGAAGUCUCACAUAGAAAAGUUAACAGGUGUUCCGGCCACAUUACAAAAAAUAAUGUAUAAAGGUUUAGCACGUGAUGAUGCGACAUUACAAGAUCUAAAGGUGGUCACUGGUGCUAAACUGAUGGUUGUUGGUUCAACACUGAAUGACGUUUUAUCUGUGAGUGCCCCAACGCCAAAAGACCUUCAGGCAGAAGAUAAAGCUGCUGCCAAGGCAUCAAAAGAACCAUUCUCAGAACAGAAGCAACACAGAAAAGUGUUGGAUAAGUACGGGAAGCCAGACGAUGUUCCUGUUGGAAUAAAGAACAGGAGUGAAGCACUCCCCCAGGUCCCAUUGUCUGGUAUGUACAAUAAAGCUGGUGGAAAGGUGAGACUUACAUUCAAGCUGGAAGCAGAUCAGUUAUGGCUUGGCACAAAAGAACGAACUGACAAAAUACCCAUGCAGUCAAUAAAAGCAGUUGUCUCAGAGCCUAUUAAAGACCACGAAGAAUAUCAUAUAAUGGGUAUACAGCUGGGUCCAACGGAAGCCUCCAGAUACUGGAUUUACUGGGUUCCAGCGCAGUAUGUUGAGGCCAUCAAGGAGGCCAUACUUGGCAAAUGGCAGUUCUUUUGA
Messenger RNA from Candidula unifasciata, 906 nucleotides. NCBI's taxonomy places the organism in Eukaryota, Metazoa, Mollusca, Gastropoda, Stylommatophora, Geomitridae. The record is from the annotation of a GenBank genome assembly.